Messenger RNA from Hyphopichia burtonii NRRL Y-1933, 2004 nucleotides. Its product is annotated as anaphase promoting complex subunit 4. Gene Ontology annotation, biological process: positive regulation of mitotic metaphase/anaphase transition; anaphase-promoting complex-dependent catabolic process; protein K11-linked ubiquitination. Gene Ontology annotation, cellular component: anaphase-promoting complex; nuclear periphery. Gene Ontology annotation, molecular function: protein binding. The annotation marks the transcript as partial. The record is from RefSeq and is a predicted model, not a curated record. Lineage: Eukaryota; Fungi; Ascomycota; Pichiomycetes; Serinales; Debaryomycetaceae. The transcript has a single exon.
UUCACAAGUAUAACUAAUAAUAAGCUAAUUGGGUUUCCGGAUGGUAAUGUUAUAAAUUGGUGUCCAACGAUGGACUUAUUAACUAUUUCAAUGAAUAGAAUGUCAAUUUGGGUAUUUAGAUUAAACGGAGAAAGAAUUUAUUCGAUAAAUAAUAAAUCUCCAAUCAUUGAAUUUGAUUGGAGUCCAAACGGUAAGUUUUUUUGCGUUAGUGGUAUUGAUAAAUUAAUUAAAAUUUAUGAUUCAAAUAAUGGUAAAUUCAUUCAUAGUAUUAAAAGUGAUUUAAAUUUACCGAUUGGUUUAAUUAACUGGGAUAAAAUCAUUUUUGAAAAAUUUGAAGCUUUUGAACUAGGAGAAAUUAAUACCCUAAAUUAUUUACCAAAAUUACAAUUUGACGAUAAUUUGAUUGAAAAUCAAUUGGAUUUAUUAAUACUGAUAAGUUCUAAUUCGAUAAUGUCUUUAACUUUCAAUAAUUUGUUUACUAUUGAUGAUUUGAUACUCCCAGAAUCUUAUAAAUAUAUUGAUCAUAAAACAAGUAAUGACUUAUUUAAUCAAUAUUUCUUAGUUGAAAAUGAGGGAAACCAAUUAUGUUUGAUUAAUUUCUUUGUUAAUAUACCUUCUCGAUUCAAUCAUUCGUUAGAUGACGAAAUCGAACCGAAUACCAAUCCUCAUUUGAAAAAAUAUCUCAUUGAUAUUAUUGGCUACAUUACCCAGCUAAUUGCAAUUCAAAAUCAUGUAUUUGAUCAAUUAAACUAUCUUCAAAGUGAAUGCAAACCUUACAUUUCCCAUUUUGAUCGUAACUUGUCAAAUUUGAAAGAUUCUGUUUACUCUUCGGUUGAUUUAACAACCAAUUUCCCAACUCAAAAAGAACUGGAAACUAAAAUAUUAAACGUUUUAUACGAUAUUUUGUUAACUAAUUUAAUUCCAUCUGAUUUGAAAGACUAUUGGCUUAAUCAAUUAGGCGAAAGAGGUUUGAAAAAACAUAAUAAAUUGGUAAAUACCCUUUAUGACUUAAUUAGAAAAGUCGUCUUUACUCAGAUUAUUACUGGAAUUGAAAAAAUGAUUGUUAUUUUAAAUAACUUGGAAGGUUUGGUCAAUUGGUUUGAACAUAAUAGCAGUAAUGUCAAUUCUUUAUCUCAAGCUCCUCAUAUUGAUAUUUCUUAUUUUGGUCUCAAUUUAAAUUCUAUUUUAAAAUUAAUUGAAAAUUGUCAAUCUUUUAUUAAACUUUUAUACAAAUUAAUCUGGGAUAUAAAUGAUGAACAAAAACACAUAAACGAUUUCUUAGCUUGGUGUAAAAUUGAGAUUAUUGAUAAACUAGCUAGUGAAGAUAAUGAUAUUGAAACUUUUUUCAAUAAUAAUCAAACUCAACCUUAUAAAAAUAGUUCAAUUUUGAAUUAUUUAAAUAAUUUUUUAUUUGAACCAAGAAUUUUCAAAUAUUUCAAUAUAGAUUGUUCAAUGAAUGAAGUGUUACUUCUUUCAGAAAACUCAAAAGAAAACCUCUUAUCAAAUUUUGAAAAUUUGCAAAAUAAUUUGAAAAAUGGAAUAUUAAUUAAUUUUUCCCAGUUUUUCAAAUCGAUUAUUAAAUUUAAUAAUCCGGUCAAUCUCGAUGCCGCUUCUACUGAUGCCAAACUUAUAUCUCGUGAUGAAAAUAAUCUUUUGAUAACAAAUAUUGAAAAUGCAUCAUUAUCAUUAAUCCAAUAUAAUAUACAAGAAAAUAUAAAAGAGAAGAGAAUAAUAAAUAUUAAUCAUGAAGUUAUCAGUUAUGAUUGGGUUGACUCAGACAGAAUCAUUUUAUUAUACAAGAAUGACUCAGAAUCCAUCCUUGAUUUAUUUUCGAUUAAUCUAUUGACUAAUGAUAUAGUUGAUUUGAAUUCAAUUGAUAUCGAAAAAUCAUUAAAGUUUAACCAAGAUUCUUAUGUUUCAACUCCAAAAUAUUUGGCAGUAAACGGUAAAAGAUCUAUUGGAUGUGUUUUAGAUUCUUCCAAGCAAAAGUACGUCGUGUUCAAA